AUGACUCCGCCGGAGCCCGACAUUGAUUCCGCAUCAUCAGCGGCGCCCCAUCCCCCGCCUAUCGAUACAGCAAUCCAUGUCAUUGCUACGGAACGGGCCGCUCUGGAAAACCUUGAACGAGUCUAUACCACCAACGACCUGGCGCGGAAUAACUUGGAGCGGGCCGUGGAACAAAUUGCCAACACGAUCAAUGCAGGAUCUAAACUGAUCGUAUGCGGAGUCGGGAAGAGUGGAAAGAUUGGAGAAAAGGUUGUCGCUACGAUGAACAGCCUGGGGAUUUACUGUUCCUUCCUGCAUCCAACAGAAGCACUACACGGAGACCUUGGCAUGGUGAGACCGACGGACACUGUUCUCUUUAUCACAUAUUCUGGCAAAACUUCCGAGUUACUACUCGUCCUUCCGCAUCUCCCUUCGACAACAUCCGUGAUAGUGAUCACAGCACAUAAACAGCCAUCAUCGUGUCCAUUAUUAGCCGGCUCUAAUAGUGAGAACACCAUACUGCUCCCUUCACCCAUCCAUGAACCAGAGGAAGUCUCCUUCGGUGUUUGCGCCCCUACCAGUUCGACGACUGUUGCACUGGCAGUAGGGGAUGCCUUGGCACUUGCAGUAGCACGACGGCUUCACACUUCGCCUGGAAGAGGCCCUGCCGAAAUUUUCAAAGGAUACCACCCCGGUGGUGCUAUUGGAGCUGCUGCUGCCGCCGCCGCUUCGUCGUCAGUAUCUGGCACCACAACACCCCUCACCUCUACGUCAUCUACGCCGUCACGGUCGAUGUCUCUCGCCGGUCUCCAAGACGAACCCGAGCCAGGCCUGCCGGCAUCUAAAGGGGUGUCAGCACAGCGAAUAACUGGCUUCGUUACACCUAUCGGCACAAUCCCCACUGCCUCACCAAAGCCUGGCUCCCCUUUGCGAGUCGUAGAUAUUAUGCGGGCUGCCCUUCGUGGGUUUACUUCCAAGCCAUGGGCCUUCCUACGUCCUGGUUACAUCAUUUCACCACACCAGGUUCGGAAUUUGGUGGCGUGCAAUGACCCAGACGACAGCAUCGAAGAUAUAGACCGUGAGGUACCUAUUGGGCACAAAAGUGAAGAAUGGGUAUCGGUACCAAAUACCAGUACAGUUGGCGAUGUCCGACGGAUCCUCGACCAGCACGAGCGAUCUAAUAGCGCUAAGAUACCUACGAAGCGAGACUCAGAAGGGAAUACAGUACACAUCAGACGAAACAUCAUUAGUGUUGUUAACGAAACAACUAACGAGAUUGUCGGGUUUAUUGAAGAAGAAGACAUACAACACGGCGACUACAUGGUAAAAUGA
Molecule: messenger RNA, 1311 nt
Organism: Microsporum canis CBS 113480
Lineage: Eukaryota; Fungi; Ascomycota; Eurotiomycetes; Onygenales; Arthrodermataceae
Product: sugar isomerase
Exons: 2
Coding region: 1-1311 (436 amino acids)
Biological process (GO): carbohydrate derivative metabolic process
Molecular function (GO): carbohydrate derivative binding
Source: RefSeq, a predicted model, not a curated record